Molecule: messenger RNA, 6014 nt
Organism: Varanus komodoensis (Komodo dragon)
Lineage: Eukaryota; Metazoa; Chordata; Lepidosauria; Squamata; Varanidae
Gene: BRPF3
Product: bromodomain and PHD finger containing 3
Exons: 13
Coding region: 272-3757 (1161 amino acids)
Biological process (GO): regulation of transcription by RNA polymerase II
Cellular component (GO): MOZ/MORF histone acetyltransferase complex
Molecular function (GO): protein binding
Source: RefSeq, a predicted model, not a curated record
CGCCGCCGCCUCCAUCUUGCCUCCCUUCGCUCCCUCCCCCACCCCGCAACAGGAGCCGGAGCCGCGGCGGAGGCGCUGAAGCGAGCGGCAACGGGGCCGAGGAGGCUGGGAGCCGUGGGCAUGAGGGGGCGGCGCUGAGAAGACACGGGCUGAGCCGACAUCUUGCACCCCUCCCCCCUCGCCGACGCUGCGAGCCCGUCUGCCCCGCGGAAGACCCGGUGCCGUCGCCAAGGAAGACGAGAAAGCGGCCCAGGUUUUCUGAGUUGCUGCUAUGAGGAAGCCUCGAAGGAGGUCCCGGCAGACCCUUGAGGGGAGACGUUCUCCUUCGCCAUACAGCCUGAAAUGCUCACCCACACGGGAGACACUGACAUAUGCCCAGGCUCAGCGAAUAGUGGAAGUUGAUAUUGAAGGUCGUCUUCAUCGCAUCAGCAUUUAUGAUCCUCUGAAGAUCAUCACAGAGGAUGAAUUGACUGCCCAGGACAUCACAGAAUGCAACAGCAACAAAGAAAACAGUGAACUGCCACUGUUUCCGUCAAAAUCCAAGAAGACUCAGUGCAAAGGCAAAAAAAGGGAGGCAUGCACAAAACAUGCUGCUGGGACAUCUUUCCAUCUACCACAGCCCAGCUUCCGCAUGAUUGACUCCUUCAGCCAGCCAGAUGCUCCUUCCUUGCCUCCAGCGUACUAUCAGUAUGUUGAGAAACCACCUGAGGAUGUUGAUGCUGACGUGGAGUAUGAUAUGGAUGAGGAGGAUUUGGCCUGGCUGGACAUGAUCAAUGAGAAGCGGAAGAAUGAUGGCUAUGGGUCCAUUUCUGCCGAGACUUUUGAACUGCUGGUGGAUCGGUUGGAGAAGGAGUCCUACUUGGAGAGCCGUAACAAUGGGACCCAGCAAACUUUGAUAGAUGAGGAUGCCGUUUGCUGUGUUUGUAUGGAUGACGAAUGCCAUAACAGCAAUGUUAUUUUGUUUUGUGAUAUUUGCAACUUGGCUGUGCACCAGGAGUGCUACGGUGUGCCCUACAUCCCUGAGGGACAGUGGCUUUGUCGCUGCUGCCUGCAAUCCCCUUCCCGCCCAGUCGAUUGUGUUUUGUGCCCAAACAAAGGUGGAGCCUUCAAACAGACCAGUGAUGGUCACUGGGCCCAUGUUGUUUGUGCCAUCUGGAUCCCGGAAGUCUGUUUUGCAAACACUGUGUUUCUGGAACCGAUUGAGGGAAUAGAAAAUAUCCCACCAGCUCGGUGGAAAUUAACUUGUUACAUUUGCAAGCAAAAGGGCAUGGGAGCAGCCAUUCAGUGUCACAAGGUGAACUGCUACACUGCUUUCCAUGUGACCUGUGCCCAGAGAGCUGGCUUCUUCAUGAAGAUUGAGCCCAUGCGGGAGACCAGCCUCAAUGGCACCACCUUUACUGUGCGCAAAACUGCUUACUGCGAGGCACAUUCCCCUCCUGGCAGCGUGAAGAAAGGAUGUAUAGCUACUGUUCAUGAAGGGGAGGAGGACAUUGCAAAGAAUGAGAAGGUGGACGAGGACACUCCUCAGAACAAGAACAAAGUGAAAUUGAAGCAGAAGGGAAAGAAGGAUGCCUGUGCUUCUACACCUCUACUGAUGGUCACACAGAUUCCUUCUUAUCGGCUAAAUAAAAUCUGCAGUGGACUCUCCUUCCAGAGAAAGAAUCAGUUUAUGCAGAGGCUGCACAACUACUGGCUCUUAAAGCGUCAGUCAAGAAAUGGUGUCCCACUAAUACGGCGGCUGCACUCUCACUUACAGUCCCAAAGAAAUGCCGAACAGAAAGAGCAGGAUGAAAAGACCACUGCAGUGAAAGAAGAACUGAAGUACUGGCAAAAACUGAGGCAUGACUUAGAAAGGGCACGGUUGCUCAUUGAAUUAAUUCGUAAGCGAGAGAAACUCAAACGUGAGCAGGUAAAGGUUCAGCAAGCUGCUAUGGAGUUACAGCUCACGCCUUUCAAUGUGCUGCUGCGCACAACACUGGAUUUACUGCAGGAAAAGGAUCCAGCCCAGAUCUUUGCAGAGCCUGUAAAUUUGAGUGAGGUUCCAGAUUACCUGGAAUUCAUUUCCAAGCCAAUGGAUUUUUCUACUAUGAGGCAGAAGCUGGAAUCCCACCAGUACCGAACACUGGAUGAGUUUGAGGAGGAUUUUAACCUUAUUCUUACCAACUGCAUGAGGUAUAAUUCUAAAGACACCAUUUUCCAUCGGGCAGCUGUCCGGCUCAGAGACCUUGGAGGGGCAAUAUUGCGCCAUGCACGGCGGCAAGCUGAGAAUAUUGGUUUUGAUCCCCAAGUAGGGAUUCAUUUGCCUGAAUCACCAAAGACAGAAGACUUUUAUCGUUUUUCUUGGGAGGAUGUUGAUAAUAUUCUCCUUCCCGAGAACCGGGCUCACCUCUCCUUGGAGGUACAACUGAAAGAGCUACUGGAAAAGCUAGAUAUGGUGAGCACCAUGAGGUCGAGUGGUGCCCGAACCCGCCGCAUCCGCCUCCUGAGACGUGAAAUCAAUUCUAUCCGGCAAAAGCUGGCCCAGCAACAGAACAAAACCAUGCCAAAUGGAGAUCCAGCUCCAUGGGAAGAGGGACUGGAAAAAAUGCUAGAAGGAGAACGGGAUGAAAAUGGUGAGAAAGCAGAUGACACCAAGCCCCCACUUCCCCCCACCCUGGAGCCCACAGGACCUGCACCCUCCCUAUCGGAGCUGGACUCUCUGCAGGACCCUCCAACUCUCAAACCCAUUAGCGAAAGCAAGUCCUUGAACAGACUACAUAAACGGCUGAAGUCCGAGGGUGAGCGCUUUGAUAAGAAGACGCUGCAGAGGGAGAGCCACGCCUUCCAGCGCUUGCUCAGCGACAGCGGCCUGAACGGAUUGGCCCUUCAGGUCACGGGCACAUCUGCCAGCCCCCCGUUUAGUGGAGUGGGCAGGCGGACAUCUGUCCUUUUUAAAAAAGCCAAGAACGGGGUGAAACUGCAAAGAGGUCUGGACUGCCCCCUUGAGAAUGGAGAGGACCACAGCCAGAGUGGGCAGCUCUCCCCCUCCAGCAUAGAGGGUGAGCGGCCAUCCCGGAAACGGCCACAGAGUGGGAGCUGCAGCGAGAGCGAUGGCGAGAAAUCCCCCAGGCAGGCAGGAGUGACAGCAGCAGUGACCAAUGGCUACAGGAAGCAUAUGGAAAGCGGUUCUGACUCAGAGUGCAGUACUGGCCUUGGUAGUGGUCUCACAUUUGACAUCUGCAGUGGUUUGGCUCCACACAAACGUAGCCGAGGGAAACCUGCCCUGGCUCGGGUUCCUUUCCUGGAUGGUGUGAAUGGAGACUUGGAAUAUAGCAGCUCAGGUAGAAACUUGCUGAUGCAGUUUGAGGAGCACACUGAACUAGAACCUCUGGAGCUUGUGUGGGCAAAGUGCCGUGGCUACCCUUCUUACCCAGCACUGAUAAUUGAUCCUGAAAUGCCACGGGAGGGCCUCCUGCACAAUGGAGUCCCAAUCCCUGUCCCUCCGCUGGAGGUUUUGAAGUUAGGGGAGCAGAAACAAGCAGAGACUGGAGAAAAGCUUUUCCUUGUCCUUUUCUUUGACAACAAGAGGACGUGGCAGUGGCUUCCACGGGAAAAAGUUCUUCCCCUUGGAGUAGAUGACACAGUGGAUAAAUUAAAGAUGAUGGAGGGACGGAAAACCAGCAUUCGCAAGUCUGUCCAGGUUGCGUAUGACCGGGCCAUGAUCCAUAUGAGUCGCGUUCGGGGAGACCAUCCUUUUGUCACACCAAAUUACCUGUAGAGACUGAAGCUGGAGUCUACUCUGCCCUUUCUGCUAUUCCUGGAGAGAAUGUCUUCAUCUAAAGGCACAAAAGGUCUUGGGGUGCACUAAUUAGUGGGAGAGUUGCCCUUUGCACAGAAGCAGGUGAAGGUGGUUGUGCUCGUAGCAGAGAAGCACUGUUUCUUUCCGUUGGGAACGCUCCUGUAAAAUACCUGAUAUGUGCCAAAAUGCCUGUCUGGGUUCCUUCUGAAUAUGUCCACUGAAGAUCCAGCAGAAGUAGUAAUGAAAUGCUUUGACUGAUAAGAUGAUGCCAGGAGCCACUGCACUGCAAUGCUGUGGCCUUGGCAGAAGCUUAGGCCUCAGAAACAGAGCUGCUUGCUGAUUGGACUGGAAACCUCGCAAGUCGGUCAUAUUUUCAGUAUUCAACUAGUCCUGAAGAAUUCUCUGGAGCCUGCCUCAGUCUCCUCCUGAUGACUCUUGUGUGCCAAAUUUACAGUAGUAUUCACCAUCGCUUUUCAUGUUAUUUUUAAAAACACUCAUUUGCCCCUACUACCUUUAUAAGAUUUACAGCCUAGUUUAGAAAUUUCAUACCUAGGUUUAUAUAAGUUUUAAUGUUAGAUCGUACUGGCAAAAAAGAUCGAGAUGAUAUUUUGGUGAGUCUUCCCCUUUCCCCUCAUGCACACUUACAUGCUCAAAGCUUUAAAUAUGAAGAAGAAAUUACUUGUGGAACAUUUUGUGUGAUUACAUUUAUGAUGUUGUUUUUGCAUUUCAGUGUCAAGUUAAUACAUUGUUGAAACAGAAACAAAACAGUAUUCUUAAAAUUCGUUAGAAACCACCUAACCCGCUGGGCAUUAGAUACUGGGGUUUAUUAGGGCAUGGGGAAAGCACCACCUUUUGUGGUUUGGAGAACAUUUGGCCCAUUACCCCAGUUCAGGGGGAGUGUGUAACUGAAUUAUGGCUGAGUAGCUGCUGCCUCGUUUGACUGCUGGAAGCUGAAGCAGCCUAUAGAGGGGAUACCCUGUGUGUAGAAACCUGCUUCCAUGUGCACUCCGCCUCCACCUAGAGGGGGGCUAUUGUGCGGCUCAGUGCAGGUGGCGCACUGUGCUCUCCAGCUUUAUCUGCUUGCUUAGAGUGCCAUAUCUCCGUUGAAAUAUGUGGCUUUGGAUCAGGGCAUCCAUGUGAAACCACAGUUCCUCUUUCUCCUGGAAAAUUGCUCUGUUUUGUUUGGGGUUGAGUCAAAAUGUUGUCUUGUCUUCAUGCUCCCCACACCACGUUGCACUUUCAUUCUUUGCUUUCCCAGAAAUAUUUUGCCAUUUGUGUUUGUGUUCCGUAAGCUUCUGUUAUUGGGAUCUGUUAAAAAUAGAGCACAACUCCUUAGGGAAUCCAAUUUUUUAAAACUUGCAUGUAUUGGGAAAGCAGGGAGAGCUGAAGUUUGCAAGUUGAUAAAUCAAAAUUCAGAUCAGAAAUAUUUUAUCUACAUUUUGAUGUCUUUUCUUUUUAAGUGUUAUAAACCAAAGGAGCAGAGCAAGAUUGUAGUUUGAAAAGAUUGCCCUUUUUCUCUUUUAAACUCAUUUUUAUUAUUUUAUUUUUUCAUACUAAAGAGAUUGUGGAACAAAAUGUUAAUGGGGAAAAAUCACUGCCAUUUCUAUGUGGUUUACUGUUUUGAAAAGUACCACAUCUUAUAUAUUGGGACAUAAAACCACACUUUAUGGGAAAUAUCUGUAACAUAUAAAGAUGAUGAAGAGGAAUCUUUUUUUAAAUAGUCAAUAAUGCCUGAAGAGUGUGGCUAUGGAAGGAACAUGUGUACAUAGUUGUAAAAUAGUAUUCUAAAUUAUUCAGGCCAAUUGUUACCAUUCUUAAGUCCUCAGUUGUGUUGCUGGGUCUUUUGUAUGCACACAGUGUAAUUAAUUUAAAGCAACAUACACUUUUCCCAGAGUGUAGCUCAGCUGUGGACUUGUGACCUAUGUAUAACUGUUUUAAGAUCUUGCAUUUUACUUUUUUCAUUUUUUAAAAAUUACAUUUUAACGAUUUGAAUGGGCUAAUAUUCUGCUGUUGCUAUGGGACCUAAACGUGACCUGUCAGUCUGCUGUAAAGCACAGAUGGCUCUAUUUAUUGUAGAAAGUGAGUAUAUUUGCUUUCUAGAACUGUUUAUAUCAGAUGGUAUAAGAGGUAAUAAAAAUCUAUGCUUGUAAAGAAAAAAAAUGCUAAUUUUACCUACUAUAAUCUGACUGUCUGAAACUAUAUUUUCUCUCUGAGAAAUAAAUGUUCUAAUGUAAAA